Molecule: messenger RNA, 658 nt
Organism: Daphnia pulicaria
Lineage: Eukaryota; Metazoa; Arthropoda; Branchiopoda; Diplostraca; Daphniidae
Product: chondroitin proteoglycan 1-like
Exons: 5
Coding region: 168-431 (87 amino acids)
Cellular component (GO): extracellular region
Molecular function (GO): chitin binding
Source: RefSeq, a predicted model, not a curated record
AUUCCAGUGCCCUGCUCAAGGUGGAUUUUACGCCAUUCCUGGAACCUGCGGAGGCAACUACUACUCUUGCAUCAACGGAGUUGCCUAUGUGUUGACCUGUCCUGGAAGUUCCAUUUUUGAUCCGGCGGUGGGCGUUUGCGUCCCGAAAGAAGUUGCGUCAUGUCUUGAUGAAACUUCCAGUACGUAUAACACCUGUCUCGACUGUAUCGCCUACGCCUACGCCUACAUCGACGACGACUACUACUCAAUCCCCCGGCACAUUUAUCUGUCCCAGUGAAUUCGGAUUCUUUCCCACUGGUAUCCCAUGUGACGAUGAUUUCUGGAGAUGCUCCAACGGUCUAUCUUAUCUCAUGAGCUGUCCACCAACUACCAUUUGGUAUCAAGAUCAGACAAUCUGUGACUACCCGUACAACGUUCCGGGCUGCGCUUAACCAAAAUUGUCACUGGUCGUCGCCAUCAUAUAAGCCCCUAAAGAUUCAAUUAUAAAAGAUUCCAGUACGAAAAUAAUUCCCAAAAAUUCAAAUGCCGAUCAAUAAAGAUUUGACAUUAUAAACAUAGUAUGCAGAACAAAAAGAGGAUGUUUAAAAAGAAAACAUUUAUUAUUAGAUUUGAUGCGAAGCUUUUAUAAAAUUCUGAAUACAUGUGAGUCGCUCUUCAA